Molecule: messenger RNA, 1068 nt
Organism: Racocetra persica
Lineage: Eukaryota; Fungi; Glomeromycota; Glomeromycetes; Diversisporales; Gigasporaceae
Source: the annotation of a GenBank genome assembly
AUGACGACCAAUGCAACUGAACAAUUACAACUUGCUGGCUCAGCCACAUCGACAUUUAUAUCUUCAAUAAUCUUUAACACAGCAAUUACUGUUGCUGCAUUCAUUACUUUUGAUUUAAUAAGAAAGAGAUGUGUUAAAGUUUUUGAACCAAAAACUUAUCUUGUCCCUGAAAGAAAACGUGCGCCGCCAGUUCCUAGUGGGUUCUUAAAAUGGUUGAAGCCAACCUUAAUGGCACCUGAUAAAGAGCUCAUAUUGCGAGCUGGAUUGGAUGGAUAUAUGUUUCUUCGUGUUAUUCGGCUUUUCAUGAUAUUGUUUUCUUUAUUCACGAUAGUGGGUCUUUGUUUGAUUUUACCUUUGAAUCAUAUUAAUCAAAGUGAUAAACGUGGGUUGGAAAGUUUUACCAUUGGUAAUGUCAAGGAUAAAUGGAGAUUAUAUGUUCAUGUGCUAAUGUGUUACAUUUUCACCGCUGCUAUUCUUUAUACGAUGUAUCAUGAAUAUUAUACGUACGUAAGGUUACGUCACGAAUGUCUUACAACACCAGAGCAUCGUAUAUCCCCACGUGCGACCACCAUUUUGGUUGUUGGCAUUCCUGAUCAACUUAAUAACGAAGAAGAUCUAAAAACCUAUUUAGUAAAAUCAUCUAGACUAAUAAGUCUUACAACUAAAAGAAUGAAAUUGAUUCAUAAACUUGAAUGUGCCGAAACAGAUUUUCUUAUAAAAUAUUUAAAAUAUCAAAAGGGUGAUGAAUCAGAACAAGACGUAGAAGAUGGAGACAAAGUUCCUGUAUUUCUGCGUCCAACCCACAGAACAAUUCCCUUGAUCGGUAAAAAAGUGGAUUCUAUUGAGACAUAUCGCGAAGAGAUUCAAAAACUUAAUGAAGAAAUUAAUGAACUGCGGAAAAAGAUAGAUUCUUUUAAGAAGUUAAGAUCUGCAUUUAUCCAGUUUAAUAAUUACGUUGGCGCUCAAUUGGCUGCAACUUUGACAAUCCCACGAUUAACCGAAAUAACUCGAGAAGACGUUAUUUGGGAAAAUCUUAAUCUUACGCGUAUACAAAGGAUAGUUAGAAAA